GUAGGAAGAAUGGAGAACGUGGAGGUCUUCACAUCGGAGGGCAAAGGCAGGGGUCUGAAGGCCACGAAAGAGUUCUGGGCUUCGGAUGUCAUCUUUGCUGAGCGUGCCUAUUCCGCAGUGGUUUUCGACAGUCUCGUUAAUGUUGUGUGCCACACAUGCUUCAAGCGACAAGAGAAGCUCCAUCGCUGCGGGCAGUGCAAGUUUGCCCAUUACUGUGACCGCACCUGCCAGAAAGAUGCCUGGUUGAAUCACAAGAAUGAGUGUUCAGCCAUCAAGAGAUCCGGGAAAGUGCCCAAUGAGAACAUCAGGCUGGCUGCACGCAUCAUGUGGCGCGUGGAGAGAGAGGGCACUGGGCUCACAGAAGGCUGCCUGGUUUCCGUGGAUGAUCUGCAGAACCAUGUGGAACACUUUGGGGAGGAGGAGCAGAAGGAGCUACGAGUAGACGUGGAUGCUUUCUUGCAGUACUGGCCACCCCAGAGCCAACAGUUCAGCAUGCAGUAUAUAUCACACAUCUUUGGAGUGAUUAACUGCAAUGGUUUCACCCUCAGUGACCAGAGAGGCCUGCAGGCAGUGGGUGUGGGCAUCUUCCCCAACUUGGGUCUGGUGAACCACGACUGUUGGCCCAACUGCACUGUCAUAUUUAACAAUGGCAAUCAUGAGGCAGUGAAAACCAUGUUUCACACCCAGAUGAGAAUUGAGCUCCGGGCCUUAGGCAAGAUCUCAGAAGGAGAGGAACUGACAGUGUCAUAUAUUGACUUCCUUAAUGUCAGCGAGGAACGCAAGAAGCAGCUAAAGAAGCAAUACUACUUUGACUGCACAUGUGAGCACUGCCAGAAAGGACUGAAGGAUGACCUUUUCCUGGGGGUAAAAGAUGACCCUAAGCCCUCUCAGGAUGUGGUGAAGGAGAUGAUACAAUUCUCUAAGGAUACAUUGGAAAAAAUUGACAAAGCUCGCUCUGAGGGUUUGUACCAUGAGGUUGUGAAACUGUGCCGGGAGUGCCUGGAGAAGCAGGAGCCAGUGUUUGCUGAUACCAACCUCUACAUGCUACGGAUGCUGAGCAUUGUUUCUGAGGUCCUCUCCUACCUCCAAGCCUUUGAUGAGGCCUCGUACUACGCCAGAAGGAUGGUGGAUGGUUAUAUGAAACUCUACCACCCUAAUAAUGCCCAGUUAGGCAUGGCAGUGAUGCGGGCAGGACUGACCAACUGGCAUGCUGGGAAUAUUGAGGCAGGGCAUGGGAUGAUCUGCAAAGCCUAUGCUAUUCUCCUGGUUACACAUGGACCUUCACACCCAAUCACCAAGGACUUAGAGGCCAUGCGGGUGCAGACAGAAAUGGAGCUGCGCAUGUUUCGCCAGAAUGAGUUCAUGUACCACAAGAUGCGUGAGGCUGCCCUGAAUAACCAGCCUAUGCAGGUUUUGGCUGAGCCCAACAAUGAACCAGCUCCAGCUCUGUUCCAUAAGAAGCAAUAAGGACCUGCAUGAUGGGGGGAGAGGCAGCAUCGCUGGGAAGCUGGGGAGAGAUAGCGAAGGUAGCAGGUUUCUUGAUGAGGACUUCAAGGGAACCCUCAGUCAUGUUGCAUUGAGAGUCUACAGCUCUGUGUCAUUUUAUUUCAUUUCAACUCAGUUUUGUUUAACUGAACUCCAUACCAGUCCAGCUCAGAUGAUCUCUAAUUGUUUAUUGGAUGACAAGCUCCAGGGAUAAAGACGCUCAUUACAUAAGUGGGAUGGCAAACUGAAGAAAUAAAGCCCAGUGGAAUAAUUAAUGUGCUGCUAAACUCUAAGCAGAACCAGAUACAGAGACGAGCAUAUGUCUGGUGUGUGAUGUGUGUGUGUAUGUGUUCAGGGAUGGGGUGUCAUGGAGGAGAGGACAGCUGUGUUAGGCGAAGGUGCUUGGAGGCUUAGGUGGUCACUCACCUUAUAUGAGAUGCAGAUGUCGCUGGAGCUUUGGUCUCACCAAUGAUCUGAAAUACUCAGGGGGGUGACUGGUUAGAAUAGGCUAUCCAGUCUCCUAGGUUAGCUACAGUUCGGGUUGUGGAGAUUCUACUCACAGAAUGAAAUCCUUCCAAAGUUUAAUUUGCCAAAAUGUCAGGCUUUGGGCUAGAGCGAUAGCACAGCGGGUAGGGUGUUUGCCUUGCAUGCGACUGACCCGGGUUCAAUUCCCAGCAUUCCAUAUGGUUCCCUGAGCACCACCAGGAGUAAUUCCUGAGUGCAGAGCCAGGAGUAAACCCCUGUGCAUUGCCGGGUGUGACCCAAAAAGAAAAAAAAAAAGCCGGGCUUUACCCAAAUAGUUGAGUAGUUGAGGCCUCAGUUUUAAGUCUAAGUUCCAAGUCCUCCAGACCAGCUUGGUCUUUCAAAUAAAAUUCUGAAAGUACUUCUAGAACACAGAGAGAAUCUCUCACAUUCUGAUCUCAUAAACCUUGUGAUGCAAUAUCUGAGAUUCUUUUGGUUCUGUAGGAUUGAAGAAGUCUUAUUGGGGUGUGGCUGAGAGGGAAACUUAGUACACAUAUAUCUGAUAGCCACAGUACAACUGGAUUGACCUGGGGUUUAAAAAAUUAUUACAUAUGCCUGGUUAUCUUUCUGAGUUGGAUUUCAUUAGUGAAUCUAUAUCCUUAGUAAUAGAUAAUUACUUCCCUUGCUUAAUUUCUUACCCUGUCCAUUCUCUUGGGCCUCUGCUCUUCCUCUCAAAAAUAACUUAAUAAUAGAACUUCUAAUAUGAGCUCUGCACCCCUAGGUUGGGACUUGCUAUGGUGAUAUGGCCAUUUUACCCCCAUGUAAUAGUACACUACUGAGGUUCCCAGCCAAGAGCAAGGGCCUUGGUGAUCAAUUAGGCUAGUUAUCUUGUUGCCUCCCUGUCUUCUAGAAUGCCAAACUCCUCACCAAUAUUCCAGCAGAUCCUGGAGAAGAGAUUUUCAUUUUGGGGUGUCACAAAUCCUUAUCUCCUAGUUCAGUGCUUCACCCCAAAGUCCUAGCUAAUAUUUGGAAGUCAAGUGGUCCCAUCAUAUUAUUUCUCUCCUCCCAAAUGUUAUUUCAUUCAUCCCCACCCUUUCGUCUUCAGAGUAACUCAUUGUCUACAUUUUUUUCUUUUUGGAUUUUACCCAGUGAUGUUCAGUGGUUACUCCUGGCUCUGCAUUUAGGAAUUACUCCUAGCAGUGCUCAGGGGACCAUAUGGGAUGCUGAGGAUCGAAAUCGCGUAUGUGCAAGGCAAACACUCUACUCACUGUUACUAUCACUCUGGUUGCCCUCAUUAUCUACUUCUAAAUCCCAUCAAAUGGCUCAAAAUUCUGCAAAUAUGCCAUGUACACAGGGUUUUCUUUGAGAAAAUUACUUUCCCUAGAAGUUUUACAGAAAGUCUGAUGAUUCUUCCAUGUCCCCACACCACAGGCUUAGAAAUAUCACCAGCAUUCUUUCAGGGAACCAGUUGGCAUGUUCAAGUGAUGACUCUUCUAUUUCUUAUCUACUUUGAGCUCCCACUUGGUCACUCUACACAACACCACACCAGUCCCAAAUGACAUGUUCUCUUUACUUUCUCCCCUCCUCUGUAUUGACUACUCCUCAGCAUAGCACCCCAGAACACCUGAAUUCUGUUACAAUCACAUCCCUACUCUCUGCUACACCCUAUUAUUCACUCAGACCCACUCACUAAAGGUCCCUGGGAAACUUAUUUUUCCAUGCUGCCUUUCAGUUUUGAAAGUUGUCCAAUUCCUGUUCAUCUUUUUACACUAAGUUUGAAUCACCUUCCACCCCAGAAGCCUUCCCUAAUGCCCAAGAUUCAGUAGUGUUUUGUCAAACUCACUCUUUUUUUUUUUUAUUUUUGGAUCAUACUCAGUGUUGUUCAGGAGUUACUCCUGACUCUACACUCAGAAAUCACUCCUGUCAGGACUCAGGAGAUGAUAGGGAUGCUGGGGAUAGAACCUGAGUCAGCCGCAGGUAAGGCAAACCCCUAUCCACUGUACUAUUUCUUUGGCCCAUCAAACUCAUAUUAUUUCUAAGGACACUUAUCAUAACCCUCCCUUCAUGGAGUUAUAAUUGAAUUUUUCUCCUCCAUUGGAUUGUGAGCUCCGGGGAGGUAGAGGGGGUGCUAAGGAUCCCUGUUCCCUUAUUUAUAUUUGUAUGCUCAAAAUCUAAGAUAGGCCCUGGAACAUUGUAGGUGCUCAGUUGUGGGUGUGGAAUAAAUGAAUAAGAGGAUAAAGUUGUUUAUCUCAGAGUAGAAAUAACACGAAAUGGUGUACUUGUUUUUCUGUUACUGAAGUUAACAAAGGCCAUUAAAUCCUCUGUGGUUU
Molecule: messenger RNA, 4277 nt
Organism: Sorex fumeus (smoky shrew)
Lineage: Eukaryota; Metazoa; Chordata; Mammalia; Eulipotyphla; Soricidae
Gene: SMYD1
Product: SET and MYND domain containing 1
Exons: 10
Coding region: 10-1467 (485 amino acids)
Cellular component (GO): nucleus
Molecular function (GO): protein binding; histone H3K4 methyltransferase activity
Source: RefSeq, a predicted model, not a curated record